This is a messenger RNA of Dendrobium catenatum, 2529 nucleotides long. RefSeq names its product probable methyltransferase PMT28. The coding region runs from base 197 to 2230 and encodes 677 amino acids. NCBI's taxonomy places the organism in Eukaryota, Viridiplantae, Streptophyta, Magnoliopsida, Asparagales, Orchidaceae. Gene Ontology annotation, molecular function: methyltransferase activity. The record is from RefSeq and is a predicted model, not a curated record. Gene Ontology annotation, cellular component: endosome; trans-Golgi network; cytoplasm. The transcript has 9 exons.
GGCGACUGACUGACCUGUGAAAAAUCUUCGUUGUUCAUUGACUCUUUGAAAUCAUGGCCCUCCUAACCUCCUUAAAAAAUUAAAAAAAAAAAUCGAACUUUUGGUCAUCCUCGCUGGAUUCAGCUGCCGCGUCUCUUUUUCUUCGCCUGGAUCCGCUUCCUUUUACACUCUGCGGCACUAACUCUGGUUGCUCGCGAUGGCCGGAGCUCGAUUCGGCCGAAACGCGAAACCUCGGGCUCCACUUAGCUUUUGCUGGAAAGUAUUGCUUGCGAGCUUCUUAGGUCUGUCAUUCGUCAUCGUCUGGUCUAUCUUCUCCUCACCCUCUGCCUCAAUCUCCACUGGCCGAGACAGCUUCGACAACAUCCAAGGGAACCCUUCAGCGCCAACUCAGUCCAUAGCUUCCAAACUUCCCCCUCCCGUAACGGUGAAGCCGAGCUCUAGCAGGAAUGAGAGCGAGUCUUCGCUUCGGAAGGAGGAGAAGAAGCGAGUGGUCGAACAAAAACCUGAUGCCAAGGCGAAUCCCGACGAGGCGCAUGCUGAUGCUGAGGGUGAAGAGGAGAUAGAGAUCGACGUCGAAGACGGAGUGGAUGUGAAUCCAGAAGAGGAGAAUCAAUCGUCGCAAGGGGAUACAUCUGGUGAGGAGAAUGAAAGCAAUACUGAUAAGAAGAAGAGUAAGAAGAAGAAUUCGGGGCCUUUGUUUGAUCCGAAAGCCAGGUAUGAGUGGAAGCUAUGCGGUGGUAGAAACAAGCAUAACUACAUGCCUUGCAUUGAUAUGGAAGGAGCGGGAGGAAGGAGGCACCAUGAAAGGAGCUGCCCUAAUGGCGCGGUGACGUGUUUGGUGCCUCUACCAAGGGGGUAUUCGGCUUUGGUGCCAUGGCCAGAGAGUAAAUCCAAGGUGCUUUUUGGGAAUGUAGCUCAUCCAAAGCUUUCUGCUUUCGUGAAGACGAAGAAUUGGGUGAAGGUGUCUGGGGAAUAUUUGACGUUUCCUUCCCAGGAAUCUGAGUUUAAGGGUGGAGUUCAGCACUAUCUUGAUUCGAUUGAAGAGAUGGUACCUGACAUUGAAUGGGGGAAGAACAUCCGCAUUUUAUUGGACAUUGGAUGUAGUGAUGGUAGCUUUGUGGGCACUCUUCUUGAGAAGGAUGUUUUAACUCUUUCUUUAGGUAUGAUGAAUGAUCAGACAGACUUGGCUCAAGUUCUAUUGGAACGUGGCAUACCUGCGGUGGUCGGAAAUCUAGGUAUUCGGCGACUUCCUUUUCCUGGUGGCAUUUUUGAUGCCAUUCAUUGCAGUGGGUGCAAUGUACAUUGGCAUUCUAAUGGUGGGAGGCUCCUUCUGGAGAUGAAUAGGAUACUACGUCCAGGAGGAUACUUUAUCAUGUCAUCUUCACAUGGAGAUGCUGAAAGUGAAGUGGGCAUGUCAUCAUUGACCGCAUCGAUUUGUUGGAACGUGCUGGCUCAUAAGACUGAUGAAAUCAGUGAACUAGGUGUCAAGUUAUAUCAGAGACCAGCAUCAAAUGAGAUAUAUGACUUGAGAAGGAGAAAUGAACCGCCAUUCUGCAAGGAUGGUGAAAACCAAGACUUUGCUUGGUAUGCUCCAAUAAAAACAUGCCUGCAUAAGCUUCCUGCUGCCAUAGAGGAGCGAGGUACUGACUGGCCUGAGGAGUGGCCAAACAGGCUUGAAACUUUCCCUGAAUGGCUUGGUGAUUUGCAGGAAAAAAUAAUUGCUGAUAAUGAGCAUUGGAAGGCUAUCAUCAGUAGAUCAUAUCUUGUUGGUCUUGGUAUUGAUUGGUCAAAGAUACGUAAUGUGAUGGACAUGAAAGCCAUCUAUGGCGGAUUUGCGGCAGCUCUAGCACCUCAGAAGGUUUGGGUUAUGAAUGUAGUUCCUGUACAUGCUCCAAACACUCUUCCUAUCAUUUUUGAGCGCGGUCUUCUUGGUAUCUUCCAUGACUGGUGUGAACCUUUCAGUACCUAUCCAAGAUCUUAUGAUCUUUUGCAUGCAGAUCAUUUGUUUUCCCGUCUCAAGAACAGGUGUAAAGAACCCAUUGCCAUUCUAGUUGAGAUGGAUAGAAUACUAAGACCUGGAGGAUGGGUCAUUAUCCGCGACAAAUCAGAGAUCUUGAAUCCUAUAGAGAAAAUCUUUAAAACCUUGCACUGGGAUAUUACUAUGACAUUUACACGGGACAAGGAGGGUAUUAUUUGCGUGCAGAAAACAAUGUGGAGACCAUUAACUUGAAAUUUGCAUGGAAAAAAAAGACUCUUCUGACAUUCAUCAAAGGCACAUCACCAUUUGCCACCAUUUCAGCUUCUUCUUCAUUACAAAAUAGAGGUACUUGUACUGUGUUUCCAGCUUCUAGUAAUUUAUAGGCUCCUGGAACGAGUGUUUGUCCUUGUAGAGCUUUCAAAAGAUUGUAAGAUUUGCCAGAUUCAUUGCAUGAAGAAAUGUGUGUUAUUGGAAAUGGGAUAGUAUCCCAUAUGGUUAAUCUCCAUUCAUUGUCUUUGGAUUGAGUUCCGGAGAUUUUUUUUUCUCAUACU